Rhagoletis zephyria (snowberry fruit fly) is the source of this 1765-nucleotide messenger RNA. The record is from RefSeq and is a predicted model, not a curated record. NCBI's taxonomy places the organism in Eukaryota, Metazoa, Arthropoda, Insecta, Diptera, Tephritidae.
AUGCCUGCCAAAGACGAGACGAAGUCUGCCGCUGUUUCUGGUGACCAGAACGGCAAAGGUGGCAAGUCCAGCCUCGCCCCCAACAGCAAUACCGACGGACCAUGCACCACCAUUGCCGAACUGGACACCAAGUUGAGCACCUUCUUCUCGAAGAAGCUGCGCAAUCUUGAGAAGCGAAAGACUCGUUUGCUUGAGAUCAAGGCAUUGGAAGACAAGGGACAGCAACUUGAGGCUGAACAAUUGGUUGCAGUCAAGAAGCUGGACAGUGUCGUCGAAAUGAUUGACUUGCUUAAGGAUAUCGGAAAGUCCGUGUCUGAUGAGUUGUCAAACUACGGAAAGCAGCAGAAGAAGCUGCAAAAGCGCGAGGCUCAUGAAAAGCAAAUUGAACGUAACCAGCAAGAGAGCGAGCGUAUAAAGUUGUGGCUCAAUGCGCAAUUCAUUCUGGCUCGACUCGGCUCCGCCAAGAAUGACUUGCUGCAAGGAGAAAACGGUGCUGUGAAACUCGAACAAAAUCAGGUUGAUGCUCUGGAGAAACUUGUUGAAGUACUGUCCGUGAAGAGUGUCGAUGCAAUUGAAUCCUCGGCCGAGAAGGUCAACCAUCUUCUCGACGGCAAUAAACGCGAGUUUUCCACCGGCGUUUCGUACUCGGUCCUGAAGGAAACCAUUGGCAAGUUGGUCGAGUCGAAGUACUUUGAUACAAUCGCCCCCGUCUCCGCGGAGCCUAUCGUUCCUGACACCAACAAUACCUCGGUUACUUCCUCUGCUGAUAAGGAGGAAACUGUGCCUUUAUCUGAGGUUUCUGCGCCCGUGACUACCACCGAAGAGCAGCGUGUGACUCCAGUGAAAAAGGAAACCAUUGGCAAGUUGGUCGAGUCGAAGUACUUUGAUACAAUCGCCCCCGUCUCCGCGGAGCCUAUCGUUCCUGACACCAACAAUACCUCGGUUACUUCCUCUGCUGAUAAGGAGGAAACUGUGCCUUUAUCUGAGGUUUCUGCGCCCGUGACUACCACCGAAGAGCAGCGUGUGACUCCAGUGAAAAAGUCUGAGAUCUCCGCCAAGGUUGAGCAGCCGAAACCAUCUGCGGUCCAGCAACAGCCUCAUCCCCAGCAACAGCAGCCGCUGCCGUCGCAGCAGCAGCAGCAACAGCCGAGCAAUGUCCACCUGAACCAGCUGUGUUUCAUGCGCAAUCCCGAAAAUGAGCUCCUGGGACACAAAGAUCCGGCUGUGGUGGCUGUGUCUUCGAACUUUCCCUACCAGCCUCAACUUGCCCAGGGCGGCCACCCUGUGUCAAGCGUCCCGAAUAUCGUUCCUCCGAAUACCAUUUCCAGCCAACACUUUACGCCGCACAUGUACCCGCCCGUGUCUAUUCCGACGCAAACAUUCACCAAUCCUAGUUAUCAGGCUCUCAUCCCAGGUACCAAUCAGUAUAUCCCAGUGACGAUGACCGGACAAAUUCCCCACCAAAUGCAACUUGCCGAUCAAAGCCUCCAGAUGCGCAACCCAGGUCAAGGAUACAUUUCGCCCAUUCCCACCAACGAGAAGCAGAUUGUCGAUCAAGUCGCCGUCGGUGAUAAGCUGCAGCAGCCGCAAUUUUCCACUGAUGGUGGAAUUCCCAAAGAUGCCUCAACCCUGCAGCAAACUAGUCAAGAUGGCGGCGAUGGAAAGCCGAUCGUCACUGGUGGCGAGAAUGGAGGCGGUCAACCCAACGGACACUUCAAGCGAAACAAUCGCGGUGGCGGACCUCGUGGCAGUGGAAAUCCUCGAG